Molecule: messenger RNA, 2708 nt
Organism: Darwinula stevensoni
Lineage: Eukaryota; Metazoa; Arthropoda; Ostracoda; Podocopida; Darwinulidae
Source: the annotation of a GenBank genome assembly
AUGGAUACGAGAAAGGGGAGUGUGGGGGAAGGAGGGAGGACUCAAUCGAAGAGCGAAAUGAAAAACACAGUGACAAUAUCAACUUGCCGAGUCAAGGGCAGCCAGUGCAUAGCGGUGAAGAUCGCAGUAGCCCAGCAAGAUGGCGGCUAUCAUGACCUCAAUUCCUCUCUUGCGGCCGGGAAUGGACUCGUGAAGCGCAGUUAUACUUCUGCACAUCAAUAUUCUUCACUCCAGGUGAAAAAUGGUGUGGCUGUGAUCAAGAUGGAUGAUCCCACAUCAAAGGUGAAUUCAAUGAAUCGAGAGAUAUUGCAAGAGAUGAGUGGUCAUCUAAAGACUGUCUUCAACUCUGGAGAGAUAAGAGCUGCUGUGUUGAUAUCUGGAAAGCCUGGAUGUUUUAUUGCAGGGGCUGACAUCAAGAUGCUGGAGGACUGCAAAACUGCAGAGGAGGCUAGCAAAAUAGUAGAGGAUUUCCAAGAGAUCAUCAGGAGGGUGGAGAGCAGUAAGAAGCCAGUGGUUGCAGCUAUCAUGGGACCUUGCUUGGGAGGAGGCCUGGAGGGUGCCAUUGCCUGCCACUACAGGAUUGCUGUCAAGGAUAAAAAGACAAGUUUUGGGUUGCCUGAGGUCAUGAUAGGGCUCUUUCCUGCAGCGGGUGGUACUCAGAGAUUGCCUCGUCUUAUAGCUCUUCCGACUGCCCUUGAUAUGAUUCUUACUGGGAGAACAAUUAAAGCAGAUAAAGCUAAGAGGAUUGGCCUUGUUGAUAGUCUUUUGAUGCCCUUGGGACCUGGUACUAAACCUGCUGAGCAGCGAACUCUGGAACUUUUGGAGGAUGUGGCAAUCCAAACAGCCCUGUCCCUGGCCUCUGGUGAAUUGAAGGUGAAUAGGAAACGUCCCUUAGUUGAACGCUUCACUCAGGCCAUUAUGUCCUAUGGAAUUGUGCGAAACAAGAUCUUUGAGAAAGCAAAGGAAACUGUCAUGAAAUUGACUGGAGGACUGUAUCCUGCCCCUCUUAAGGCUCUGGAAGUAAUAAAAAUUGGACUGGAAAAAGGCAUUGCUGAAGGCUUUGAUGCUGAACGGAGGGAGUUUGGCAAGUUGACCAUGACACGCGAAGCAAGAGGUCUUAUGUCCCUCUUCCAUGGCCAGACCGAAUGCAAGAAGAAUCGUUUUGGUAAACCCGAAAGAGAACCUAAGACAAUUGCUGUUCUUGGUGCAGGAUUGAUGGGUGCUGGUAUUGCUCAAGUUUCCAUUGACAAAGGUUAUAAGGUUAUCCUGAAGGACAUGAACUUGAAGGGGCUGGCCAGAGGACAACACCAAAUUCAGAAGGGACUGGACACGGGAGUUAAGAAGAAGAAGUUUUCUGUCUUUGAACGUGAUUCAUACAUGUCCAACUUGGAAGCAACCAUAGAUUACAAAAAUUUCAACAAAGUUGACAUGGUGAUUGAGGCUGUGUUUGAAGAUAUCAAUUUAAAGCACAAAAUCAUUAAAGAAGUUGAGGCACAUCUUCCUCCACAUGUAGUCUUUGCCUCCAACACAUCUGCUCUCCCAAUUGCAAAAAUUGCAGAGGCUUCCAAGCGACCAGAGAAGGUGAUCGGCAUGCAUUACUUCUCACCAGUUGACAAGAUGCAGCUGUUGGAGAUCAUUACAACAGAUAAGACCUCAAAGGACACAACUGCAGCAGCUGUCAAUGUGGGUCUCAAGCAAGGGAAAGUAGUCAUCAUUGUCCGAGAUGGACCAGGUUUCUACACAACACGAAUCCUUGCUCCCAUGCUAUCAGAAGUAGUCAGACUGCUACAGGAAGGUAUAGAACCACAGAAAUUGGACAAGUUAAGCAAAUCUUAUGGUUGGCCAGUGGGUGCUGUCACAUUGGCUGAUGAAGUUGGUGUGGAUGUUGCUUGCCAUGUGGCCACAGACUUAGAUAAGGUAUUUGGAGCACGAUUCAGUGGUGGAGACAAGAGGCUUCUUGAGGAUAUGGUCAAGUCUGGCUUCCUUGGUCGCAAAGCAGGGAAAGGGAUCUAUGUCUAUGCCGAAGGAAAGAAAGGCUCACGCGACUUGAAUCCAGGUGCUGUGGAUCUUCUGAAGAAAUAUUCCAUCAGUCCCAAGGGCUCCCUUGAUGAUUCAGAUGUACAGCUUAGGAUUGUCACCAGGUUCAUCAAUGAAGCUGUACUUUGUCUACAGGAAGGCAUUCUCAAUGGCCCUCUGGAAGGUGAUGUUGGAGCUGUGUUUGGCCUGGGCUUCCCACCCUUCACUGGUGGCCCAUUCCGGUUUGUGGAUACAUAUGGCGCCAAUAAACUGGUGGCCAAAAUGAAAGAGUUCGAGGCUGCUUAUGGCUCUCCAUUUACACCUUGCGCUCUUCUGUUGGAGCAUGCUAGUGAUUCUUCCAAAAAGUUUUAUUCAAAAUAAUUGAUUCAUGGAAAGUCAGUCAAUUCUAAUGGGGCCUGACUGCCUUGUGCCUUUUCCUCAGCCCCACAUGCCUCAUUUCUCAUUUGGCCUCCUGACUUUGACAUGUACAUUCCAUGAAUUAUAUUGUGCAUGGAAUGCUCCAACCUCUUAUUCUUUUUGUUACCUUUAUCAAAAAGGGCUGGAUAUGAUUUUUUCAAAGAUCCCAAUGUGUUCAUGAUAUUGGUACCCCAUGGGGCACCUUUAAAGUGGUUGAGCUUAUUCCAGCGAAUAUGAUUGUUUGGUUUGCAAUAAAUUGAAUAUAUUGGUGAAAA